GCUCCUGGGCUGACGGCUGAGGUAAGAGGAGCGCGCGCGCGACGUUGGGUGUAGUCGCCCCGCCCACCCCGAGCUCCUUCCUUCCGGCCACCAUCUUGCGCCCCUCCGCGUGUGUGCGCUCCGAUCCGCGCUCCCUGCCCUGCCAGGACAGUGCCGCUUCCGCCCGGGAAGAUGAAAGAAACAAUCAUGAAUCAAGAAAAACUAGCCAAACUCCAGGCUCAAGUGCGCAUUGGGGGAAAGGGAACUGCCCGCAGAAAGAAGAAGGUUGUCCACAGAACAGCUACAGCAGAUGACAAGAAACUUCAGUUCUCCUUAAAGAAACUGGGAGUCAACAACAUUUCUGGUAUUGAAGAGGUAAAUAUGUUUACCAACCAGGGAACAGUCAUCCACUUCAACAACCCUAAAGUUCAGGCAUCUCUGGCUGCUAACACUUUCACUAUCACAGGCCAUGCUGAGACAAAGCAGCUGACGGAAAUGCUUCCCAGCAUCUUAAACCAGCUUGGAGCGGACAGUCUGACUAGCUUGAGGAGAUUGGCAGAGGCUCUACCCAAGCAACCUGUGGAUGGAAAAGCACCACUUGCUACUGGAGAGGAUGAUGAUGAUGAAGUUCCAGAUCUUGUUGAAAAUUUUGAUGAAGCUUCAAAGAAUGAGGCAAACUGAACUAAAUGUCACUUUCUGAAUAAAAUUAAAAACUUGAAAAAAGCUACAUGAGCUGCUAUUUUAUAUUGUGACUUUUUAUUUGUAAUUUUUUGUAUUAUGUUUACUGAUCUGAUAGUCUAAAAUCUGUAAUAUUUGGAAACUCCUUGAACAUUGCAGCUCUUUUCUGUUAUUGCUCGUACACAACAUUAUCUUUGCAGCCUGGUUGAACUGAACAAACCUAAAAAUUAGUAUAAAAUCAAAUUGCUAACAAAAUCUUUGCCUAUACAGUUAAUUUUCUGAAUAACUUGUAUACAAGCAAAAACCUGGCGUUAGUGAGUUUUGGCAUAUAAUAAAAGAUGUAAAAUUGAAAA
This is a messenger RNA of Chelonia mydas (Green sea turtle), 1010 nucleotides long. RefSeq names its product basic transcription factor 3 (gene BTF3). The coding region runs from base 172 to 660 and encodes 162 amino acids. The transcript has 6 exons. The record is from RefSeq and is a predicted model, not a curated record. NCBI's taxonomy places the organism in Eukaryota, Metazoa, Chordata, Testudines, Cheloniidae. Gene Ontology annotation, cellular component: cytosol; nascent polypeptide-associated complex.